ACGAGUCUUGUUUCUUUCUGACCCAGUGCCUUGCAUGGUCAAACACUAAGUGCACAUUGUAGUCGGCAUGCACGUGCAAAAGAAAAAAGUCAUGCCUGGACGUAUGCAUCCGCAGUACAUGCUCCUUUCAUCCGAGUAGACUGCAAGUGCAGGACUCGAUCCGGUGUUUUCAUCUUCCUGCAGAACUGUUUGAACUCUUUAUUCACUCACUGGUACGCUAAUGCCAGUCGUUCACCCCCCUUCGGCACAGCGCUACUGUCGGGGGUCUGCGCUCACCGGUUGACCGCCCGCGAAGGGGAUCGGCCGCAUCCAACACCCGUGAGAUGUGCGGUCAGGUGAGGGGGACGGUAACCGCCACCGAGGCUCUCGUAACUGUUGCAUGAGAGGGAGAGUGGCCUCCAGAAGUGAGCACUGAGGGGGGGGGGGGGUUCUGACUCCCGGUUGGCUUCACUAGGUCAUAAUUAUCAUUUCCGUGCCCUGACCGAGAGACUGGAUCGACUCGGACCUGAAAUACAGGAUUUUCUCCGCCGACGAUGGCGGACGGGACUGAGUGCAGCGCGGAGGACGGAUCUCGGGACGGUUUCUGUGUCGCAGAAGAGGCUGCAUGAGGUUGUCAAGAGGGCCGCACGCUUUGCCCUUUUCGCCGGCUCCACCUUCCUAUCUCCUCCCGUUCAAAUCUGUGAAGAAACUAAAUCUGCGCCAGGGGAGGGGGGCUGCUAUCUCCAGAGGGGGAUAAACCCAGAGAGAGAGAGGGAGCACUCCGAGGGAAGGAGUUCAACAUUGCUCUCUUCUCCCCUACCGUCCCCCAAGCGGUGGGGGGAACGACCACGAGCCGACCUCAGAGGGAGUAGGAGAAGCACAUAAAGGAGCUACGCUUUCCCUCCGUGGAUCUACAGCAACCUUUUUUUAUUUUUUUUAUUCGUCAAAAAUAUGGCCGAUAAUGUCCUGGAGUCCGGCCCGCCUUCAGCCAAGAGGCCCAAGCUGUCCUCUCCAGCUCUCUCGGUGUCUGCCAGUGAUGGAAAUGAUUUUGGUUCUCUGUUUGACCUGGAGCAUGACCUCCCCGACGAGCUCAUCAGUUCCUCGGACUUGGGUCUGACCAACGGAGGGGAUGUCAACCAACUCCAUACCAGUCUGGGUGGACUUGGAGGAGGGCUCAGUUUGGGAGGCCAGGAUGCAGCUACGAAACACAAACAGCUGUCUGAGCUGUUGCGCCCUGGAGCACCAGCACAGCAGGGUGGCCCUACUACCAACAGCACGGCACCCGGGUCCUCCAUGGGGAUGAUGGGGGGUGUCAGUGGACCUCAAGGCAUGCCCCCUCAGGGCCAGCAGCAGCCACCUGGAUUAAUGCAGCAGGUUGGGAUGUCUGGAGGGGUGGCAGCACUCAAUCGGGCAGCUGCCAUGAUGGGUGCCCAGAAAGGCAACAGUGGACAGCAGCAGCAAGGCCUGAUGGGUGGCCAGGUGAUGAAUGGCUCACCAAGAAUGGGUUACCCUGGCAGUGCAGGCAUGGGUAACAGUAGUAAUCUGUUGGCGGAAACCCUCCAGCAGCAGCAGGGCAGUCAGCAAAUGGGACACGGGAGUCAGGCGGGGAUGAGACCACAACAACCCGGAGCACUGAACAAGAUGAGUAUGAUGGCCAAUGCGAGCCCCUAUGGUGGUCCGUACGGCCAGUCUGGCCAGGGGCUCCCUGGAGCAGGGCUGGGCCCACAACUCCAGAACAAGGCGGGCCUGCCUAACAAUAUGGCCUCCCAGUUCAGCAUGGACAAGAAGGCACCACCCGGUCAAGGCAUGCCUGGGAUGGCCUCUCAGCAGCAGCCGGGAGCAGUUGGAGGAGCGGCAGCAGUUGGAGGAGCGGCAGCGGCAGCGGGAGGCGCCCAGGUCGGUCUGAAUUCCGUCGGGGCUGGUCCCGGCACAGCGCCCCCUACAGCAGACCCAGAGAAGCGGAAGCUGAUUCAACAGCAGUUGGUCCUUUUGCUCCACGCGCACAAGUGCCAGCGGAGGGAGCAGGCCAACGGGGAAGUGCGGCAGUGCAACCUGCCACACUGCCGCACCAUGAAGAACGUGCUCAACCACAUGACUCAUUGCCAGGCUGGCAAGUCCUGCCAGGUGGCACACUGUGCCUCGUCCAGACAGAUCAUCUCUCAUUGGAAGAAUUGCACGCGACAUGACUGUCCUGUGUGCCUGCCACUGAAGAAUGCUGGAGACAAGCGGAAUCAGCAGUCUCUCGUUAACAGUGCUGGAGUCGGUUUGGUGAACUCUUUAGGUUCAGGGGUUCCCGGUGGACAGUCGAACACUCCAAACCUGAACCCUGCCAACCAGAUUGACCCCAGCUCGAUAGAGAGGGCCUACGCCGCACUAGGCCUCACUUACCAGGGCAACCAGAUACCACAGCAGCCGUCACAGGCCAACAUGUCCAACCAGGGGCUGCCGGGUCAGCCUGGGAUGAGGAAUCUGAACACUAUGGGUGGAAACUCGAUGGGAGUGAAUGGUGGAGUUGGGGGGCAAUCGUCCAACCAGCAGUCCAGCCUCCUGCCAAAUGCCCUGCUGCAUGGCAGCAUGACUGCACAGAGUUUGAUGAAUGACGGUCUAGGGAGCCUGGGCUCCAUGCCGACGGCAACUCCUCCUUCUGCUGCAGGCAUGAGGAAGUCUUGGCAUGAAGACAUCACGCAGGACCUCCGCAACCACCUUGUCCACAAGCUUGUGCAGGCCAUCUUCCCCACUCCUGAUCCAGCGGCCCUGAAGGACCGGCGGAUGGAGAAUCUGGUGGCCUACGCUCGAAAAGUAGAGGGAGACAUGUAUGAGUCGGCCAACAGUAGGGCGGAAUACUACCAUCUGCUGGCAGAAAAGAUCUACAAAAUCCAAAAGGAGCUUGAGGAAAAGAGAAGGACACGGCUCCAGAAGCAGGGCAUGAUGCCCGGCCAACCUGGCAUACCCUCCCCAGGCCUCCCGCAGGUGCCUCCCAGCAUGGGACAGCCGCCCAUGGUCCCUGGGCAAACCCUAAAUGGUCCUCACGCCGAUCCGUCCAUUGGCCGACCGGCUGGACCCAAUCAGAUGGUCAGCAGGAUGCAGAACCCCGCAGGAAUGAACCAGUUUGCUCAGAUGGGGAUGCAGUCGAUGAGUCAGAGGUCUCCUCUUCCUCUGAAUGCUCCAAUGAAUCAGCCAGCAAAGACUGACCACACCCCUUGUCUACAGAUGGGUAUGGGAGCAGCAAGGAUGGGUCAGCCCAAUGCCACGCAGUUACAGAACCAGUACCUCCCUCCGGGCCAGUUUCCUGGGUCCAGUCCUGGACGUGGCUCUGGACCUGUUGGCACGAACCAGCCAGGAGGACAGACUGCUGUGCCACCGAAACAGAUGUCAACGCCGCCUUCGCUUCCAGCCAGCAGCCCUGCAGCACAGUCUGCCUCUUCUGCUCCAGUCUCUGCUACCCCUGUUGGCCCCAUGGGGUCUGGAAGUGCCAGUGGUGCUGGGUCUCUACCCAACUUGCCUCCAUCCUCGACCCCCUCCCAGCCCAACUCCUACCCUCACUGCCCACCCAUACGAACAAACUCCCCUUCACCGGCACGCAGCUUAACGCCUCAACCGCAUCAAACACCCCCAACGUUACCUCGAUCUCAGACCCCACAGCCACAGACUCCCAGCACACCCCAGCUUCCCCUUCAACAGCAACAACACCAUCACCAACAACAACAACAGCAGCACCACCAUCAGCAGCAACAACAACAGCAGCAGCAACAGCAGCAACACCACCAACAGCAGCAGCAACACCAACAGCAGCUGCAACAACACCAACAGCAGCUGCAACAACAAAAACAACAACAGCUGCAGCAGCAACAAGCAUCACAGCAACAAGCGUUGCAGCAGCAACAACAAGCAUUGCAGCAGCAACAACAAACGUCACAACAAGCGUUGCAGCAACAGGCGUCACAGCAACAAGCGUCGCAGCAACAAGCAUCGUCGCAGCAACAAGCAUCGCAGCAGCUGCAACAAGCAUCGCAGCAGCAACAAGCGUCGCAGCAACAGCAACAAGCGUCGCAGCAGCAGCAACAAGCAUCGCAGCAGCAACAAGCGUCGCAGCAGCUGCAACAAGCAUCGCAGCAGCAACAAGCGUCGCAGCAGCUGCAACAAGCGUCGCAGCAACAAGCGUUGCAGAAGCAGCAACAACAACAAGCGCAGCAGCAGCAACAAGCGUCGCAGCAACAACAAGCAUCACAGCAACAAGUGUCGAAGCAACAAGCGUUGCAACAACAAGCAUCACAGCAGCAGCAACAAGCAUCACAGCAGCAGCAAGCAUCACAGCAGCAGCAGCAAGCAUCACAGCAGCAGCAGCAAGCAUCACAGCAGCAGCAGCAAGCAUCACAGCAGCAACAACAAGCAUCGCAGCAGCAACAAGCUUCACAACAACAGCAGCAACAAGCGUCGCAACUGAAGCAGCAACAAGCUUCACAACAACAGCAGAAACAAGCGUCCCAGCAACAACAACAACAAGCGUCCCAGCAGCAACAACAACAAGCGUCCCAGCAGCAGCAGCAACAACAACAACAACAAGCGUCGCAGCAGCAGCAACAAGCAUCGGGGCAGGCGGUGAACUCUGAGAAGUCCGUUCAGCCUCCACAGCAGACGCUGGGCGGUUCGGCCUCCUCAGGCCCCCAAGGAGGUCAAGCUCCUUUGGUGCCUACCCAGAAUGCUCAUGUGCCGUCGCAGCGGCCGCAGACCCCACUGUCUCCGAAGCCUUCUCUGACAGCAGACGGUCAGGUGUCCUCUCCAGGCUCGGUCAGCAGCAGCGCCAAUCCCAGCUCCCAGCUGGAGGACGGCCCUGCACCCAGUCAGGAAGAUGUCAAAAUGGAGGUGAAGGAGGAAGAGGAGGACGACGAAGGGGCCGACACGGAAGGAGAGGGCAAGGGGAAGAUGGGCAAGGGUCAGCAUGACGUGAAGACGGAGAAGAAACCGGAGAUAAAGAAAGAGAAGCCGUCGGGCGAUGGGUGUAAAGGCGAGCCCAUGGAUACGUCGUCAUUCCCGGUGUCGUCCUCGGCAGCAACGGGUGAAGACAAGAAGCCGGAGGUGAAGAAAGAGCCCAAAGAGGAAGAGGAGGGGUCUGGGUCGACAUCCAACAGCGGCUCCCCAGCCAGCGCUCAGAGCAAGAAGAAAAUCUUUAAGCCGGAGGAGCUGCGUCAGGCUCUGAUGCCCACCCUGGAAGCUUUGUACCGGCAGGACCCCGAGUCCCUUCCCUUCCGUCAGCCGGUGGACCCCCAGUUACUGGGAAUACCCGUACGUAUUCGAACUAGUAACAAAACUAACCUGGACUACUUUGACCUUGUGAAGAACCCAAUGGACCUGUCGACCAUCAAGCGGAAGCUGGACACGGGUCAGUACCAAGAGCCCUGGCAGUACGUCGAGGACAUCUGGCUGAUGUUCAACAACGCAUGGCUGUACAACCGCAAGACGUCCCGUGUCUACAAGUACUGCUCCAAGCUGGCGGAGGUGUUCGAGUCGGAGAUCGACUCCGUCAUGCAGGGCCUGGGAUACUGCUGUGGGAGGAAGUUUGAGUUCUCCCCCCAAACUCUCUGCUGCUAUGGAAAACAAUUGUGCACCAUCCAACGUGACGCUGCUUAUUUUAGCUACCAGAACAGGUACCACUUCUGUGAGAAGUGUUUCAACGAAAUCCAGAACGAGAGCGUUUCCUUGGGGGACGACCCCUCCCAGCCUCAGACGUCCAUCAACAAAGAUCAGUUCCAACGAAAGAAGAACGACACGCUCGACCCCGAGUUGCUCGUGGAAUGUAAUGACUGCGGACGUAAGAUGCACCAGAUCUGUGUCCUGCAUCAUGAUACUAUUUGGCCGUUGGGCUUCGUAUGUGACAACUGCCUCAAAAAGGCCAACAAGACGCGGAAAGAGAACAAAUACGCCUCCAAAAGACUUCCUCACACCAAGUUGGGGUGCUAUCUGGAGACGCGUGUGAACGAUUACAUAAAGCGGCAUAACCUCCCCGAGUCUGGCGACGUCACCAUCCGCGUGGUCCAUGUGUCGGACAAGGUAGUCGAGGUCAAGCCAGGCAUGAAGUCCAGGUUUGUUGACAGCGGCGAGAUGUCUGCGUCCUUCCCCUACAGGAUGAAAGCCCUGUUUGCGUUUGAGGAUGUCGACGGAGCGGACGUGUGUUUUUUCGGCAUGCACGUUCAAGAGUACGGCUCGGACUGCCCACCACCCAAUCAGAGACGAGUGUACAUCUCUUACCUGGACAGCGUGCACUUCUUCCAACCUCGACUCAUCAGAACUGGCGUCUACCACGAGAUCCUAAUAGGCUACCUGGAGUAUGUCAGGAGGCAGGGGUACACAACGGGUCACAUCUGGGCCUGUCCCCCCAGCGAAGGGGAUGACUACAUCUUCCAUUGCCACCCAGCGGACCAGAAGAUCCCCAAGCCGAAGCGGCUGCAGGAAUGGUACAGGAAGAUGCUGGACCGGGCUGUUGCCGAGCGCAUCGUCCACGACUACAAGGACGUCUUCAAGCAGGCUACAGAGGACCGUCUCACCAGUGCCAAGGAGCUGCCGUACUUUGAGGGCGACUUCUGGCCCAACGUCCUCGAGGAGAGCAUCAAGGAGCUGGAGCAGGAGGAGGAGGAGAGGAAGCGGGAGGAGAACAGUACCUCCAAUGAGUGCACAGAUGUGAGUAGAGUCACGAAAGGAGACAGCAAGAACGCCAAAAAGAAGAACAAUAAAAAGACGAGUAAGAACAAGAGCAGCAUGAGCAGAGCCAAUAAGAAGAAACCCGGGAUGCCCAAUGUUUGCAACGACCUUUCCCAGAAACUCUACGCCACCAUGGAGAAACAUAAGGAGGUCUUCUUUGUAAUCCGACUCAUCGCCGGCCCCACCGCCAACUCGCUGCCCCCCAUCACGGACGCCGACCCCCUCAUGGCCUGCGACCUGAUGGACGGCCGCGACGCCUUCCUAACUCUCGCCAGGGACAAGCACCUGGAGUUCAGCUCUCUCCGGAGGUCCAAGUGGAGCUCCAUGUGCAUGUUGGUGGAGCUGCACAACCAGAGCCAGGACCGCUUCGUCUACACCUGCAAUGAGUGUAAACACCACGUGGAGACCCGCUUCCACUGCACUGUGUGCGAGGACUAUGACUUGUGCAUCACUUGCUACAACAUCAAAGGUCAUGAGCACAAGAUGGAUAAGCUGGGGCUCGGACUGGACGAUGACAGCAACAACCCGGCGGCUGCAGCCACCCAGAGUCCGGGAGAUUCUCGGCGCCUCAGCAUCCAGCGCUGCAUCCAGUCGCUGGUCCACGCGUGUCAGUGUCGCAACGCCAACUGCUCCCUGCCGUCCUGCCAAAAGAUGAAGCGCGUUGUCCAGCACACGAAAGGCUGCAAGCGCAAGACAAACGGCGGCUGUCCCAUCUGCAAGCAGCUCAUUGCGCUGUGCUGCUACCACGCCAAACACUGUCAGGAGAACAAAUGCCCCGUCCCGUUCUGCCUGAACAUAAAACAAAAGCUCCGGCAGCAGCAGCUGCAGCACCGGCUCCAGCAGGCCCAGAUGUUGAGGAGGAGGAUGGCCAGCAUGCAGAGGGUGGGGCAGACAGCCGGAGGGCCACCGGGAGGACCUGUGGCAGGACUUCCAUCCCCGGGGAACAAUGGCUCCACGGCACCCAGUACCCCAACUUCUGGUGGAACACAACCCCCAACACCACAGACCCCGACUCAGACCAUGCCUCCAGGCCCAGAGCAAGGAAUGGGCCCUGGAUCUGGAGUUCAGCAGCAGCAGCAGCAGCCAGAUGGCAUGCCCCCACAAGGUGGUAUGCCUCAACAUCCUCAACACCCUCUUCACCAACAGUUCCAGCAGAUGGCAGGUGGAGGAGGUGGGCCUGGGGGGAUGAUGAGCUCUCCCGAACAUCAGCAGCAGACGCUUUCUCAGGCCCAGCAGCAAAGUGGAGCAGGGACCAAGCCUCAACAGCACCCCAGCAGUCUGCCUCCAAAUGCCAACAGACCCCCAGGCUCCUCCCCAAUACAUCAAUCCCAGGGUAAACCAGUCCUCGGCUCUUCAACGCCCCCCCAGCAGCAGCUUGGUGGCGUGAUGAUGCCUGGAAGCGUUGGGGGCCAACAGCCUCCCAGCCAGCCCCAGGGCCAGCCUUCCCUGUCACAGCAGCAUCCGUCUGGCCCUCCACCGGCAGCAGUAGAAAUUGCCAUGAAGAUCCAACAGGUAGCCGACGCUCAGAGGAAGAUGGCUCUGCAGAGACAAGCGGCUGCGGGCUUGAUGCCUCUUCACCCUCACAAUCAACAGGGUCAGGGUCAACAGGUGGGCAUGGGACACCCAGGGGCGGUAGGGAUGGCUGGAACCCAGGGUAUGCCCCCACAGACCCAAGCAGCGGUGGCAGCUGCUCGCGCCCACAUGGACCAACAGCAAAGUGCUCCACCGGGGAUGAUGGUCGGCGGUGGCGGCCCCCAACAGCAGCCCCCUCAGCAGGGUAACCUGCCCCCGGGCCAGCUGCCCCCUCAGGUACAGCUCCAACAGCAGCGACUAGGCGCUCCACAUCAAAACCCUCAACAGCAGUGGGCAGGCCAGGGGAUGCCACCACAGCAGAGGCAAGCUAUGAUGAGCCAUCCAGCCAUGGUGGCAGCUCAACAGCAGCAAAUGCAGCAACAACAACAACACCACCAACAAGCUCAGGGCCACGCUGUCUUGAUGAAUAUGGCCCAGCAAGGGGCUGGUGGCGGCAUCCCAGGUGGAGCUGUGGCUGGAGCUGCUGGUGUCCCGGGGCCGGGGAGCACCGGUGGGAACAUCCCGCAGGCCGCCCUGCAGGAGCUGCUACGAACUCUCCGCUCGCCGAGCUCGCCACUCCAGCAACAGCAAGUCCUCAACAUCUUGCGGUCCAACCCUCAGCUCAUGGCUGCGUUCAUCAAGCAGAGGGCCUCGAAAUACAAGGUGGGGGGCCCGGGUGGACCAGGUGGGGGGCCCGGAGGUCCGGUUCCCACGGGAGGUCCCGUUGGUAAUGUCACGGCCGGAGGGGGCCAACAGGUGAACAUGAACGCUGCAGGUGGCGGCCAGCCGGGGAUGCACAUGGGGGGUCAGGGAGGGACGAAUGUUAACAUGGCAACUAUGGCGCAGCUACAGCAAGUUCAGCAGCAACAACAACAACAACAACUGCAGCAGCAACAGCAAUUGCAGCAACAACAACAGCAGCAGCAGCAACAGCAACAACAGAGGCCGAUGCUCACCAGUUUGCAGCAAGUGGCAGCUCUCCAGCAGCAGCAACAACAACAACAGCAGCAGCAACAAGGUGGAGGAAGAGGUGUGCCGGGCCAGGGGCCACAGAUGGGGAAUCUCAACAGUCCCCAGUUUAGAGAGCUGCUCAUGAGACGGCAUCUGCAGCAGCAACAACAUCAACAAAUGAGUGUUAAUCACGGUCAGUUCCAGCAGCCUCAGCCUCCACAGGGGCAGCAGGGCUACAUGGGACAGCCGGGGAUGCAGCCUCCUACAGUGGGACCGGGUCCAGCUGGGCCACCCCUUGGCCCUCAGCAGCCCGGUGGCCCCCCUGGUCAGGGUUACCCCGGGUCAGUGGCCCAGCAGCAAGCGGCCGCCCUCCAGCAGAGGCUGCAGCAUCAGCACCACCUCCAGAUGCAGCAGCAGCAGAACGCCAUGGCUGGCCUGCCAGGGGGUGAUGCGGGGCCAGGUGGAGGCGGUGGAGGAGGUCCUCAGCAGCCACCUCAGGGCCCUCAGCCCACGCAAAGUGGCGCCCCACCACCAUCGUCUCAAGCUCUGCUCCAACAGGCCCUCCACCAGAGGCUGCUCCAGCAGCAACAACAACAGCAACAACAACAGCAGCAGCAUCAUCAGCAGCAUCUGGGCCCUGGAGGGUCACCAGCCCAGCACAGCAAUCCCAUGAGCCCCCAGCAGCAGAUGGCCCAGUCCCCACACCUGCAGGGCCAGGCGCUGUCCACGUCGCUAGCCAACCAGGUGCGCUCCCCACAGCCGUCGCCGAGGCCCCAGUCCCAGCCGCCGCACUCCAGCCCGUCCCCGCGCAUGCAGCCCCAGCCCUCCCCGCAUCACAUCUCGCCCCAGAUGCAGACGGGUUCCCCGCACCCGGGCCACCUGAACCAGCACCACCCGGGCAUGGUGGUGCCUCCACAGCAACAGCCAACGGCCCAGCAGCAGCAUCAGAACUCUAUGGAGCAGUUUGGGUCGGACCAGAACGCUAUGCUAUCCCAACUGAGUGGCAUGGCUGGUCUACAUGGGCCGGGGGGCAGCGGUCAGGACCCGCUGGGCCAGAACCCGCUUGGCCAGAACAUGAACCACAACCCUUUAGACAUCAUGUAGGGAUGAAUUCUACGUCACGUGUCAAGUUCAGCUGAAACUCUGAGACUCUUCGCACAAACUGCACUCGCCCAGGACAGUGUUAUUGUUAUUACUUAGCCUUUCUUUUUUUUAUACUAUUAUUAAAUGUUAUUUAAAAUGUUUUCAAUAAAGAUGCAUUGAACUGAAACUUCCUAUGGGAGAUGAACAAUAAAUCGAACAGUCGUUUAAAUAAAUUAGAAUAAAUGAAUUGUAAGUUAUUGCUGUUAAUAUAUAUUUUUUUUUUGCCAACUGUGGACAAAGAGGGGGGCGGUUCCUCUAGCUGCCCCCCCACCACCUCCCUCCAAUCACCGCCACCUCAUGCUGAAUACAAGAAAGGUGAUAUUUUUGGGGGGGUAAAUAGGAGUACUUGCCUUUUUUUUUUAAGAAAUGUUUUUAAGAUUUUAAAAGUGGUCAAGAAUGAAAGUGGAAAUGAUUUAAUGCAAAGAACUUUUUAUGGUUUCCGUCUCCCCGACAUCCAGUCUGUGUCUUUCCGUUGGCAGAGUAAUGUGGAUUAUUAUUAAUGUAAAUCCAAACGAUGCAUAUCUUUGUUGAUUUUUUUUGGUUUAAUGUUUGGGUUUACUUUAUUUAUUAUUUUCUCUUGGGGGGGGGGGGUUACGUACCCUGAGACUGCUACAAUUCGUAUAGAAAUAUAUUUUUGUUAUUGACUGGGGUAGUGAAUAUUUCAUUUCACGUUUCGAUGUCUUUCGUUGGGUUUGUCCAGGUGGGAAUAGUUGUCAGUAUUCUAUCGCAGCGGUCGAGGCUCUGCUGUGAAGCGAGAUGUUGAACGGACUCGUCGCGACGUCCCGGCCUCCGAGCGAGAGCCUCUCCCCUCGCGAAACAUGCAAGCCCUCUCCCUCGAAUGUGUGUGCACUCCUUCCUUUCAAGACUUCCUGUGGAGCGGUGGAGGCUUGGGGAGGGGGGAUGCAUACCUGUGUGCCUGAAACAUUUUGAGGACAUGGGCUGGGAUGUGAAAAAAAAGAAAGCAGCGUGGGUGGGGUGGGGGCUCCUUUUAGUGUUUUUAGGAUUCCGCUGUUCGGAGCAAACAGGAUUUUGAUCCAAAUGAACUGUGUUGCACAGAAAUGAGGAGAAAAGUGGGAGAAGUGAGCAGUCAAGUCUCCGUCUCGUUCUGCCUUGUCUCCUUUGCUGCUCCCCUUGGACUUUAACCCCCCCGUCCUCCUCGCCUUCCCCCCUCCCGGGGGAAGUUGCGCUCCCUUCCCGCAAACUCCAUCCUCUAUCUUUCUGCUAACUUUGGGAGUUUAAUUUAAUAUUUUUUACUGUACAAAGGAAACGCGAACCGUGGACUCAAAUACUGUUUUUUAUAAUAAAAAUGAAAAUUACCAACA
Molecule: messenger RNA, 11663 nt
Organism: Pseudoliparis swirei
Lineage: Eukaryota; Metazoa; Chordata; Actinopteri; Perciformes; Liparidae
Gene: ep300b
Product: E1A binding protein p300 b
Exons: 30
Coding region: 931-10302 (3123 amino acids)
Biological process (GO): positive regulation of transcription by RNA polymerase II
Cellular component (GO): transcription regulator complex; histone acetyltransferase complex
Molecular function (GO): transcription coactivator activity; chromatin DNA binding; histone acetyltransferase activity
Source: RefSeq, a predicted model, not a curated record